UUCAUAUUACCAUCGAACAAUUAUGAAUUUCAUUUCUUUCUGUAUAUUGAUUUAUUUGAGUGUGUCACGCAAAGUCCUUUCAGUGAGGUAUGAGCAUAUCAAUGACUGUGAGUUCAGAAAUAAAAGUAUAAUUGCUGGUUUCGAUGAAAUAACUUUUAUUUGUGGUGCAAAUGAUCGUGAAGACAGUGUUUUCUCUAAAUCGAACGAGACCGAUUGUUCGAAUAUCCAUUCAUGGUACGAUACACGGUACUAUUGGCAUGGGAUUAUUGACUUUCGAAAUUGUAGUUUCCCACAGAUUAAGAGGAACUAUUUUGAAAUGUUCGAAAAUAUGCACACCUUUAACAUUUCAAAUGUCGAAUUGGAAACACUGCAAUUUAACAUAUUUCGGGAUGCAAAAAAUGUGACGAUUCUUGAUCUGUCCAGAAAUAAAUUGGUCGAAAUUCCUUCCCAUAUUUUCUUCAAUGCUAAAAAAUUGAAAUUUGUUGAUUUUUCUAAUAAUGCGAUCAGUUGCAUUGAUCCAACGGCUUUUGAAGGUGCUACAAAUUUGGAAGAAUUAAAUCUAUCGCGUAAUAACAUCAAUGAACUGGAAGAUGCACGCACCAUAAGCUUACCGAAACUGUUGAAAUUAGACGUAUCGUACAACAAUUUCACCAAAUUAACCGAGCACAUCUUCGAUAAAUUGAGCAAUCUGGAGCUAUUGAAUUUAUCCUGCAAUGCCAUUGGAAAAAUAGACAUUAAAACAUUUUCCUAUUUGAUCAACCUGAAGCACCUCAAUUUAAAACGAACGAAUCUGUCGAAUAUUCAAUUUGGAACAUUUUCCCAGCAACGCAAAUUGGUUUUCCUCGAUUUAUCCGAAAAUCAAUUGACCAAACUGGACUUCAAACUAUUUUCACCGGUACUUCCUGAUUUGCAGACACUGAGUCUGGCGUAUAACCAGCUGAAAAAUUUAAACGGUUUUCGGAGCGAGAUUUUCCCAAAACUAAGUUCAUUGCAAAUACAAGGCAAUCAGCUAAGCUGCUCAUAUUUGGCCGAUUUUUUCGAUGUAAUAAACUGGGAAAAAAUCCAUCCGAGUCCGGAAGUGAAUUCGACAAUUUUGUACAAAUCGAAUAUUCUCGGCAUUGGUUGUAAUGAGACGACGGCUGAGAUGGGACUCGAAGCAGAAAAUAUUUUUUUUGACGGAUGGAAUACAGUUAGACAAAACGAUGAUACUGCAAUCAUAAAAAUAUCAUUAACAUACAUCUGUGUUGCCUUGACAUUAUUUCUCAUUUUGUUUACUGUGGCCAAUUCAUACCAAAUCUACGAUCACUUCCGAAGGAUAAUCGCAAGUUGUAAGCGAAUCAGAGCGUAUUCAUCUAAUGGAAAAGUUGUCGAAUUUACUAAUGAACAUAUAUUGAUAACAUAGAUUUGUUUAAAGUUAGAGCUGACGGAAAUAACAUUAACUUUUUGACAUUAAAUUACGCUGUACUUGAACUAUUCGAAUUUCAUUUAAGUUGUCCACAUGCGCAUUUCGGCUUAUCGAACAAAAUAUUAAUUCCAACAGGAGAGGAAC
Molecule: messenger RNA, 1549 nt
Organism: Bradysia coprophila
Lineage: Eukaryota; Metazoa; Arthropoda; Insecta; Diptera; Sciaridae
Biological process (GO): inflammatory response; signal transduction
Cellular component (GO): plasma membrane
Molecular function (GO): protein binding; signaling receptor activity
Source: RefSeq, a predicted model, not a curated record